This is a messenger RNA of Blepharisma stoltei, 1335 nucleotides long. Lineage: Eukaryota; Ciliophora; Heterotrichea; Heterotrichida; Blepharismidae. The record is from the annotation of a GenBank genome assembly.
AUGGACCUUGCAGAUGAUUUGCGUGUAACCUUAGACCGAACCUUAGAAAUUGCAGUUGGUCUCGAAGAGGUAAAUACCCUAAUUCAUCCUAAAGGGCAAGUAUCCCAUGGGAGAAAACGAAUCCUAUCAAUAAACAAAGAAAUUAGAAGCCUAUCUCAUCAUAUAAAAGGAAAAUCCAGCUCGAUUACCAAAGAAAGUGACAUAAUCCGUCAACGACUAGUUGAAUCAGCUGCUAAAAAAGAAGACGUAAUUUUAGAUUCCCCUACAAUUGUAGUCAAAAAAAGGCUUAAUUUAACAAUACAAGAAACAAAUCAAAGACUAAGACUAAGCAGAGCUGGAAAAAGAACAAUCGGUCCUUUUAUAUCCGCAGAAGCUUUAGAUCCGCCACUAAUAAAAGCAAUAAAAUCCCAUAAUUGGAAAGAUGGAAAUAAGCCUUUAAAAGUAUUGAAAGAAGGAUAUCAAGAAAAACCGUUACCCUAUGUAUCUCUUAUAAGUGGAAAAGUAGAAAAGCCAAUUGAAUUGCCGAGCUAUGAAGAAUAUUUAGAAUCGCAAGGUGCCGAUUUUAUUAUAAAAAAAGGGAAAAAUGAGCUUUUACAUAGAAUUGAAAAAGCAGCUGAGCAGCUAUCAAAAUUAAAAGAAGAACUGGAAUUAAAGCUGAAAGUUGACGAUUUUAAAAGAAAUAACUUCAGGAGGAGGACUAUUACAGACCACCAAGGAUUAGUUUCCCCGAUACGAAAAAGAGAUAACGAACAAAUCAUGAAUAAAACUCAAGACUUAAAAAUCAUGAUGAAUAAAUAUUAUCCCGCAAGCCAGCGCACCCCAAUGCCUACUUCUAGACCUCGCACAAAGUUUUCUUUAUCCUCAGACGUUGAAUAUUCUUUAGAAGAGUCAUUAAGAUCAUUUUAUACGUCAAAAGCUGCAGAGAAUAAAAAAUUGUGUGAUAUUCUGAUGAAAAUGGACGCAGAUAGACCGAUUUCUAUUAAGAAAAAAAUUGCGCUGAUACAAGAUGAUAAAGAAGGGUACAGAAAUCAGCUUCAUUCAAUAGGAAAAUUUAAUGGAUUUAGAGGGAUUGUUGAAUUUCAAAAACGUGAAAAUCAAUAUAAAAACCAUAAGCAAGGGCUUAUUUAUCUAAAAAUUCUUGAAGAUUUUAAAUCAAAACGGCAUGAGCCUGCUAUUGAAGAAUUGGUGCUGCUAGAGCUUUGAAAACAAAUGGUUGAAGGCGGCUGACCCAUAGGCUCUUAUGAAUUUAGCAAACUUUUAGAAGUCCUUAACCCAGAAGAACUAAAAACAAGGAACCUCAAAAUCCUUAUCGAAAAAUUCCGUGAAGCUUUAUAA